AUGGAAAAUGCCAAUUCCAUUUUUCUGCUUGAUAAAGAAAAGGGCCAAUACUGGUCCGACAUCAAGGCGGAACUGACUGCCUGUUACUCCCAAAAGGAAUAUAACCUUCGAUUAGAAUUUGAAAACCGAGAUCUGCAGAUCCGAGAAAUUCAAACUGAUUGUUAUUCACUCUUGAAAAAAAUAAUAAUAAUAAACCCUGACCUCAUGAGUAAUGCGCAGUAUGAAGCGCCCGAUAUUGCUAUUAAAGAGUUUUGUGACGAGACCAGAGCCGACUUGGAAGCAGAAGAUCAACACAGGUUGGGGUUUCACUCUGGAGACAUUGAUAGAGCAGAGCUUGAAAUCUACAGAAAAGUAGCCAUGGAUCUGGACAAAAUGGCCCACAAUCUUUCUAUUUUAAAAAGAUAUUGGUUUGAUAAGAAUCUCUAA
This is a messenger RNA of Sesamum indicum (sesame), 426 nucleotides long. The record is from RefSeq and is a predicted model, not a curated record. Lineage: Eukaryota; Viridiplantae; Streptophyta; Magnoliopsida; Lamiales; Pedaliaceae.